Messenger RNA from Asparagus officinalis (garden asparagus), 1759 nucleotides. Its product is annotated as protein N-lysine methyltransferase METTL21A-like. NCBI's taxonomy places the organism in Eukaryota, Viridiplantae, Streptophyta, Magnoliopsida, Asparagales, Asparagaceae. The record is from RefSeq and is a predicted model, not a curated record. The transcript is spliced from 4 exons. Bases 237 to 911 code for a protein of 224 amino acids.
CGCUCAAGUGCUCAACUUCGCUUCCCCUUCAAUCGGCCCGAGCAAAGGCCAUAAGCACACCUGCCUCCAAAAGGGCCAUAAACCAUAAUUACCAUAAGGGCCCUGCUUAGAUAGCCGCACGGUCCGUGCCCAAAUUCGUUACAACGGGGCCCACCAGCGCGUGCGACAACAAGAUCAUCGCCGCCCACCUGGCCUCCCCACUAAAAUCCCAAACCCUAAAAUCUCAUCCUCCGAAAAUGGCAAGUAACAGCGACGACGACAGCUCCAACCCGAAUCUGCUCCUCCUGACCCUCCUCCCUCAGUCAAAAGACGACGACUUUUCCCCCGACUUAUUAAACCCCCAACAGCAUCAGCAGCCAUCAGAACAAACACACCGCCUGAUCCAUCGACAGACCCUAACAACCCGCUCACUCCCUUCUCAGGAUCUCGAGAUCGGGUCCGGCACCAGCCUCGCGUGCAUUUGCAGCUCGCCGCCAUCCUCCGGGCCCCACGUGACCCUCACCGACCUCCCUCACGUUCUCCCCAACCUUCGCUUCAACGCCGAGGCCAACGCCGACGCCAUCGCCGCCCUUGGUGGGUCCGCCGGUGUCCGCCAGCUCAUCUGGGGAGACGAAGUGGAUCAGCUGCCGGUUUCGACGAGGUUCGACGUGGUGAUGGCCUCGGAUGUCGUGUACUAUGGGCAUUUGGUUGACCCUCUGCUGAAGACGCUGAGUUGGUUGGUGAAGGGUGAAGUGGUUUUCGUGAUGGCGCAUCUGAGGAGGUGGAAGAAGACGGAUGCCGUGUUUUUUAGGAAAGCCAGGAAGCUGUUCGAGGUUGUUGCUCUUCACUCUGAUCCUCCUCUGCCUGCAAGCAGAGUUGGUGUCGUCGUCUAUCGUUUCGUCGCGAAGAAGAAGGCUGUCGUCGUUUGCUGACACUUUGUGUUUUGAUUUUGUUUUUGUACUUGAUGGGUUUUUUUUUUUAAUCUCAAUGAAGCAAUAGAUUGCUCUUUCUUAGUUCAAAUAAUUUCAGCAGAAAAACAUAGUAUACUGUUUUACACCGAGUUGCCUUACUAAGAGAUUACAUUCUUGGCUAAUGAAGCAGGACGCAGCUCAAUGGAGACUAGCGUUAUAGGCUCUUAGAUCCGAGGUUCUCGGCAAUCUCAGUCUCCCACCUGUCACCGUUCUCAAGUGGUUUCUCCUUGUCAUAGAACAACUCCUGGAAAUGAUGAAAUCACGAGAAUAGUAAUUGAAGUGUUGAGAGAGAACAAAAGGAGAUCCAAGUAUAACUUCAAUUGCGUUACGUACCUCGUGGGCUUCAGUGGCGAAUUCAGAGUUUGGGCCCUCGACUAUGGCAUCUACAGGUCAUGCCUCUUGGCAGAAUCUGCAGUAGAUACAUUUGGUCAUAUCAAUGUCGUGCCUGCAUAUUCACCCACAAAGAAAGUGAUAAAACAACCACAGGAACUAUGUAGGAUUUAGAUCGAUAUCCAGUAUAAGAAUUGGCUCUAUAUCUUGUCGUUCGUCGACUGCCAUCUUCUCGUUCUUCAGCUUCAAUUGUGGUUGCUUGUGCUGGGCACAUCUGCGAUCACAAAUGUGGUUAGACUACACAGAUAUUGGUUUUGGCAAUCAAUAGAAUUUGAGGAACUAAACUCAGCUUGUAAACGACCAUGCUUCUUAUACUGUAUUAUGGAAACCAAGCUAUACUAUUGAUGUUAUACUAUCGAUCUGAGCUCAACCCAAGGGUUUCCCUGAGUACAAUAGAAAAGUAAUCUUGUAUACCGGCA